Messenger RNA from Anoplopoma fimbria (sablefish), 4744 nucleotides. Its product is annotated as retinoic acid receptor gamma-A-like. The transcript is spliced from 9 exons. Gene Ontology annotation, cellular component: nucleus; transcription regulator complex. Gene Ontology annotation, biological process: cellular response to corticotropin-releasing hormone stimulus; regulation of transcription by RNA polymerase II; retinoic acid receptor signaling pathway. Lineage: Eukaryota; Metazoa; Chordata; Actinopteri; Perciformes; Anoplopomatidae. Bases 366 to 1850 code for a protein of 494 amino acids. The record is from RefSeq and is a predicted model, not a curated record. Gene Ontology annotation, molecular function: nuclear glucocorticoid receptor binding; zinc ion binding; nuclear receptor activity.
ACGGGAAAAGGAGAGGGAGGCGGAAUGCAACAGGCUGAGCUCUAUCGUGGCAAACACAACUACUACGCUCCGUCUCAGCUAAAGCCUCACCAACCACCACACUGUGUACCGUGUCCACAUCUCACUUCUGAGUUUGGACCUGCUCAAGUCCUGGUCAAGUGACUCCUGGUCCGUCUUUCUCCUUCAUCAGCAUCGUUCUCGCCUCUCUGCAGCCUGACGGCAGAGCAGCCAGCAGCUGAGAGAGGCUGAAUGGCAGCAGCUCACUUCAAACUCAACACAGGCCCCUGACAAAAGUCAACGCAGGAAGACGAAACAACGAGACAGUCUGAGAAAAGUCAUCCAAACCAGCAGCAGCACUUUUCAGGAUGGCAACCAACAGGGAGCACCAAGUGCGUCACAUGGCCGGCUUCCCCCGAGCUAUGUACCCGUUCACCUUUAACUCCAUGCGGAGCCACUCCCCCUUUGACCUGCUGGCCAGUAGCCACCUCUUCGGCCGGUUUGGGGCAGACCUUCCCAAAGAGAUGGCUGCAUUGUCGGUGGAGACCCAGAGCACCAGCUCAGAGGAGAUGCUCCCCAGCUCUCCUUCUCCUCCUCCUCCUCCCCGGAUCUACAAGCCUUGCUUUGUUUGCCAGGACAAAUCAUCUGGUUAUCACUAUGGAGUGAGCUCCUGUGAGGGCUGCAAGGGUUUCUUUCGGCGCAGUAUCCAAAAGAACAUGGUGUAUACCUGCCACAGAGACAAGAACUGCCAGAUCAACAAAGUGACCCGCAACCGCUGCCAGUACUGUCGGCUGCAGAAGUGCUUUGAGGUUGGCAUGUCCAAAGAAGCGGUGCGUAACGACAGGAACAAAAAGAAGAAGGAUGUAAAGGAGGAGGUGGUGCUGCCAGAUAACUAUGAGUUGAGUGGAGAACUGGAGGAGCUGGUUAAAAAAGUCAGCAAAGCUCACCAAGAGACCUUUCCAUCUCUGUGCCAGCUAGGAAAAUACACCACAAAUUCAAGUGCUGACCACAGAGUUCAGCUGGACUUGGGCCUGUGGGAUAAAUUCAGUGAGCUGUCCACUAAGUGCAUUAUAAAGAUUGUGGAGUUUGCAAAGCGGGUACCAGGCUUCACUACGCUCACCAUCGCUGACCAGAUCACCCUCCUCAAAUCUGCAUGUCUGGACAUCCUGAUGCUGAGGAUAUGCACUCGCUACACCCCAGAACAGGACACAAUGACCUUCUCAGAUGGCCUGACACUGAACAGGACCCAGAUGCAUAACGCUGGCUUUGGCCCACUCACAGACCUGGUGUUUGCCUUUGCUGGCCAGCUGCUGCCUUUGGAGAUGGAUGACACAGAAACAGGCCUACUCAGCGCCAUCUGCCUCAUCUGUGGAGACCGUAUGGAUCUGGAGGAGCCACAGAAGGUAGACAAGCUGCAGGAGCCACUGCUAGAGGCUCUGAAGAUCUACACCCGCCGCAGACGCCCAAACAAGCCUCACAUGUUUCCCCGAAUGCUGAUGAAAGUCACAGACCUCCGAGGAAUCAGCACCAAAGGUGCAGAAAGAGCCAUCACACUAAAGACGGAGAUCCCAGGCCCCAUGCCUCCACUGAUCAGAGAGAUGCUGGAGAAUCCAGAAGCCUUUGAGGACAGCAGUGACUCAGGAGACAGCGCCGCAGCUGCUCCCCCUGCCAUCCAAGCCAUCAAACAAGAGGAGAAGGCCACAGAUGAGUCAGCCGUUGAGGAGGAAGAGGAGGAGGACGACGACGACUACUGGGAUGAGGAGAAAGAGCGAGGGGCAGACAGUGAUGGGGAGCUGUUGGGGGAGGCGGCAGCGGGCGUGCAAAAGAAAGGUGUAACUGGGAAAACGCAGUGAGAAUGACAAGAUGAGGCUGCUCCCUCCUUCAGAUCACUGAGCCCUCCCAGAAACCUCACAGAAUUAGGCUCUUAUACAACAACAGUGUUGAAUACAGCACAUAUAUAUAUACUGUAAAUGUUGACUGAAAGGAAAAUAUGUUAAAUUCAGUAUAGGAAGCAAGGAAUGGGAGAAGCAAAAGCACUAAAUGUAAGUGGGUUGAGGAGAGUGCCAUGAAAAAAAUCACUGUGCCAAAAUGAGACUGUCUAAAAGAUAUUUCAAAAGUGUUUUGUCCACCCAAGGAGGAACACGAGGUGGUGGACAGAAUAAAAUGCACUCCUCAGCUAUUGAUAAGGGCUAUGCUUUAUAUGGAAUUGAUGGUAAAAAAUACAUUGCAACAACAGAACUCUAUGUGGUUUCCUUUUGCCGCAAAUGUCUUCUAAGAAUUCCUUUUAAUACUAUUCGGAGAUUUGCGACUUAUUUUUUUAUUGUAUGGAUUUUCUAUGCAUGUAAACAUUUCUGUUCUGUCUUUUUUGCCUGUUUGUGGGACUCUGUGUUGCUUUUUUUUGUAUAUUUUUCACUAAGUCCUGCUAGAAUUUGACUGGACAUAUAGUGAGUUUUUUUAAGCUUGUCUUGUCUUGUUAUGCAUUUCUGCGUUGUUAGACACAGUGAAAAGCAAGAGCAAAGAUAAUAAAGAGAGCAAUUGCAAAGAGAGAGCAGGUCAUGAGCAGGACUCAAGCUCACACUACUACGACAAGCACGUGGUAUGAAAUAUAAAAACAUAUAAAAGAAGACUGUAAUUUCAGCUCUGGUGCUUGUGAUGCAAAUAAGAAACUAAUCAAUAAUGCAAAUCAAGUAUAGCAGCAUAAUUCCGCCUCUCGACAAAAAAUACACUCAAUAUUUUGUUUUAAAUACUUCGACUAAAGAAUCUGCAGGGUCGAUUAAAUGUCAUCAAACAAUCUCAGGUUGAUUCUAUCAGGGUCGCAUCUCAUCUGACAACAGUAUUUUUUUAAGAAAUGCUCUGACAUAGCGCCAACAUCUUCAACAAGAAGUAGGAUUAUUACAAAUGAUGUUGUUGACCAUGAUGCACAUGUCUUUGUGAAGCCAUAAUAUUUUCAUUUUGUAAAAGUGAGUUAUGAAUCAUCCAAAUGAACAUAACCCUAAAAAGCAGUUUACUUCACAGAAAACCUCAGGUGAAUAUGUGUGUGAGUGUGUGUGCAUGAGCGUGUUACUGAGAGCAUUUAUCAAUACAGUGAUAUAGAGAUCUCCGUCAUUACUGCCAUUAUCCAAUUAUUAGUAUUAUACAAACACACGCAAAAUAGGUUUUACAGCUAAAAACUUUACAAAGUUCACUCACCCAAAGACGUCUGUUGGACAGAAGGAUAUUGAUACCAAUGUAAGCUGACCAAGACUCAGAUGAUCAACUAAAUGAGGCCGCAACCGUCCAACAUAGUUACCAACAAAACGAAAGCUUUACAUUGGGUAACCUUUCUGCCAAAGCACCGGGCCAUAGUUUCAAAUGAUGUGUGUACAUGUGUGCUGCAUCUUAAGAGUGAUGCAGUACAUGUUUUUUGUAAAAUAAAUACUUAGGAUUUGUUUUUCAUUGAGACUAUGCAGUUGUUUUUAUGCAAGAUGUUGAAAAUUGCAAUUAUCUAUGUAAUGAAAGACAAUGUGAGUCUUACUGAACGCCUUGAUAGUUGUAAGGCAAAGAUUCUCCAUCAGCAUGUUGUCCUUCAUGGCUCUGCAGUUCAACUGCAACUUACUUUUAAUGUAGUUUGUUGAUAUUAGGGAUAAAAAGAUAAAGCUAAUGUAUGACAUCUGAAAAAAAGACUGCAUGUUUCUAAUAAUCAUAAAUGGAGUCAUUUACUCCCUGAAUGAAGCAAAGAAAGAGAAGAUGUAGAGAGAAUAAGCAGGAAACAGAUCCUUUGGCAACACACCAGCAGCUUUGAAGCAGUGACCAUGUAUACAAGUCAGAUAGGUCUUUGGUACCAGAUGUAAUGCCAUCAAGUACACAGAAGUUGAUUUAAAGUAUUAAUGAAUCAACCUUAAUGCCAUGACGAUGUUUUCAGACUGUUAAAUUGUAAUUUGUGAUAUUAUAGGAUGAAAACAACACAGUCAAAUGACUGAGGUAAAAGAUAAGAGUUAUCUUCAGUGUGUCUCACACACACACACACACACACACACACACACACAUUCACAAAGUACCAUAGUCAAUAUUUUGCACAUCUUCAGCCAAUUCUACAUACUAUGUUGUUGAGUAUUUAAAUGUCACAUAACUAUGACAUUUCAUAUUAAAAUGUUUUCCUGUUUUCUCACCUUUUUCUAUUUCUUAAACUUGUUUAUUUUCUUGAAUUUGAGCUGGUGCAAUAGAUAAAACACGGAAGAGGUCAAAAGGGCCUUCGCUCUAUAUGUCAGCAUGUGAGUAAGAAAAAUUAAAAAGACCAAAGAUUUAUCCAUGCAUUUGGACAAAAACACAUAAAUAAAACAAAAUAAAUACAUUAUAAAAAAUCUAUAAAAGUCAUUGAUGUGAAAUGUAUUCACUUUUGUAUUGUGUGAUAAAGAAAAUACCAGGAUCUCAAAUAACUUUUGAAGCUGGAAUCAUCUUAUCUCUGUUACAUUUUGUUGUUGAGGUUUUUUUUACUGAUGUCUUUUUAUAAACAAUCUCUACAAUGUGCAAAUAACUUGUCUUCAUGUUCAGGGAUUCUGACACCUCGUAAUUUUUAUUUCAGUUGGUCUUAUACCAAAAUAGCUUUGAAACCUCCAAACACACACACACACACACACACACACACCGAAAAACAAAGACUGGGCGGAUCUGUUUGUGUUUUUACGUUUCGAUUUUUGCUUAUUUGUUGCUUGUCAUUUGCUUAUUUGUUAUUUGUUAUUUGUUGUUGUAUUUCUUGUAUUUUCGAUAA